Messenger RNA from Nymphaea colorata (pocket water lily), 2673 nucleotides. RefSeq names its product protein TIC 100. The record is from RefSeq and is a predicted model, not a curated record. Bases 130 to 2553 code for a protein of 807 amino acids. Gene Ontology annotation, cellular component: cytosol. The transcript is spliced from 11 exons. NCBI's taxonomy places the organism in Eukaryota, Viridiplantae, Streptophyta, Magnoliopsida, Nymphaeales, Nymphaeaceae.
CAUCCUCCGCUCCACUCCACCAUCCCCUUCUUAUCCUCUUGUAAUUCGAAGCGCACCCUCCCGCUCCCGCUCCCGCUCUCUCUCACACUCACAAUCUGCCGCGAAGUGGAAGGACACACCGAGAGGAGAAUGGCGGACGGUGAAGCGAAGGGCUCCGGCGAAGAGCCGCCCCUGCCCUGGUCUGGCUAUGAGGAGGACGAAGAGUCCUCCGAUUCCGACAUCUCGUGGGAGGGGUGGGACGAGGAGUACGACUCCGAGGACGCCGAGGACGUGGCAGUCGCCCGUGUUCGGGAGGGAAAGGCCGUCCUGCAAGCAAAGAGCCCCGAGGAGAGGCGGAAGACCACAAUCCGGCGCUUCUUCCGGGCGCUGGACGACCCUAGGGUCCGGGAGAGGGAGGAGGAAGAGGACCGAUACCGCAUCUACCCGGAGGAUAUCUUUGACUUCCCCAAUGACCCGGAGAAGUGGAGGGAGGAGGACCUGCAGGAGUACUGGAGGGACGCUCCGCUCGAGAUGGCGCAGCCCGGCUGGGACCCCGUCUUCGCCGACGAGGAGGAUUGGGAGGCUGUUGUCGACGAGCUCAGCGCCGGCCGCGACCCGCCUAUCGCUCCCUUCUACGUUCCCUUCCGCAAGUACUUCCCCGUCAUCCCCGACAACCACCAUGACAUCGCCACCCCCAAGGCCGUCAUCGAGGAGCUCGAUCGCAUCGAGGAGUUCCUCAAGUGGGGCAGCUACAUCUUUCCUGACGGUAGCUCGUACGAAGGGACUGUGUGGGAUGAUCUGGCUCAUGGUAAAGGGGUAUAUAUCGCUGAACAGGGACUCGUCAGAUAUGAGGGAGAGUGGCUUCAGAACCAGAUGGAGGGUCAUGGUGUGGUUCAGGUUGAUAUUCCUCAGCAGGAACCUCUGCCAGGUUCCAAACUUGACGCUAAGUGGCGAGCACAAGGAAAAGUUAUGAAAAGAGAUUUCAUGGACGAUGAAGAUAGAAAAUGGCUGGAGAUGGACAUAGAGGACAGUGUGCGUUUAGCCAAUACUGAGUAUGACAUUCCAUUCUAUGAAAGUAACGAAUGGGUGAGACAGUUUGGGAAGAAACCGGAGAAAGGUCGCUACAGAUAUUCAGGACAAUGGAAGCAUGGUAGAGCACAUGGCUGUGGUGUUUAUGAAGUUAAUGAGAGAGUGACCUUCGGAAGGUUUUACUUUGGAAACCUUACGGAGGACUCUUGGAGAUGCCCACCUGAAAUAGCUAUGAUGCAUGCUUCAAUAGCUGAAGUUGCUGCUGCAAAGGCCCGGAUGUUUGUAUACAAACCAGAUGGAAUGGUAAGGGAGGAAAGGGGCCCGUAUGGAGAUCCUCAGCAUCCCUACUUUUAUGAAGAAGAAGACACAUGGAUGGCCCCAGGGUUCAUCAAUGAAUUUUAUGAAGUUCCAGACCUUUGGAAAGGCUAUGUCGAAGAUGUUGAUCAGGAAAGAGAAAUGUGGUUGAACUCCUUCACUAAGUCACCACUUAGACUUCCCAUGCCAGCUGAACUUGAACACUGGUGGUCAAAAGAUGAAGACCCUGAAUUCAUACUUGUUAAUAAAGAGCCGGAGCCUGAUCCUGAAGACCCUGCAAAACUUGUUCACACAGAUGACCCACUCAUAUUGCACACACCAAGUGGAAGAUUCAUCAACUUUGUCGACGAUGAAAAAUAUGGAGUUCGCUUGUUCUGGCAACCGGAGGUGGGAGAUGAGGAUGAGAUAGAUCCUGAGAAUGCCAAGUUUCUCCCUCUCGGUUUUGAUGAGUUCUAUGGGCGAACAACUGUUGUCAGGAAGAAAAGCAAAUUGUUGGGCUUUGUACAAGCAGCGGAACGUUUCAUAAAACCUGCAAUGAAUGUGCUUGAAAAGUGGUGUGAGGAACAAAAGAAAGCUUGUGAGAUGAGACUGAAGUUGAUAGAUCAGGAGCUUGAGCUAAAAGAAGCUGAAGUUUGCCUUAAAGAGGCAAUCGAAGAGAUGGAAAAGGAGUUGGAAUUAGAACAGAAAGAGGAAGAGAAAAAAGCAGCAAUGCGUAGCAAGGAAGUAAAAGAAGAUUUUUCACCCACUGUUGUUGAAGGUGAUGCAGAGAUCGAAGCAGAAGAAGAGGAGAGUGCUGAAGAGGUUCCGUGGAGCUUUGGUUCUGUCUCUCAAGAUCAACCUGAGAGGGAGCGAGAAGAGGCUGACAAGGGCAAAAAACAUGGGAAUCCAUUUCCAUUUGCUUCAUUUUCAACAUCUCUUACUUCAUGCAACCUAUCUUUUGCGGUUCCGUGGAAGAAAGGAUGGCUUGCAUCUCCAAAAAAGUUUGCUGCUUCACCCCAUGAUGUGUCCAGGUCUCCUUCUGAACCAGUCAAUACCACAAGUUUGUCUUUCGCUUGGAGUAGAAAUGUGAACAUCAAGGCAUGCUGUGGCAAAACGAAGAUUGGCCAGAGAGAAAAGAAAUUUCACCAGCUGCAUUCUUUAGCUCAAACUCUGAUUGGAAGGAAGAUGGCGCAAGCCAAAGCAGAACCAGCUCCUGACUGCCACCUACUCUGCCUGCAGGUACCUUUGUAGAUUAUCUGGGUGUAUUUUUGACCAAUUUUGCUCUUCUCUUUUGUAAUUUUUUGGGGCCUAUGCAUCUACUGCCAACGUUCAGACAUCCACAAUGAGUUGAAUUUCUUUCUGCGUCUUUAA